This is a messenger RNA of Oppiella nova, 313 nucleotides long. NCBI's taxonomy places the organism in Eukaryota, Metazoa, Arthropoda, Arachnida, Sarcoptiformes, Oppiidae. The record is from the annotation of a GenBank genome assembly.
GGACCCAAAGGACCCCACGGAUUAAGAUAAAGAUAUGAGUAAUUGGCUCUCAGAACGACCAUUCGUUGUGUACACAAAGUCCAGUUCCCAUGUAUUCCAGACAUACGCCAGCGGUAUACUCGACAGUCUUGAGUGCAAUACUACCGGCCCUUUGGAUCACAGCUUACUUCUGGUGGGCAAUGUCGACAAUGGGACCGACUAUUGGAUCGCCAGAAAUAAUUACCGUGAGGGUUGGGGUGAAAAUGGUUACAUACGUCUGGGUAAAGGCGAAAAUGUGUGCGGGAUCGGUUUAGGACAUAUUAUUGUUGGGUAA